AUGCAGAAGGAUGCAUUUCCGUCUGGUGUGGCUGGUGACCAAGACAUUUAUAAGAAUGAAGGAACUGAGCAGACCCUAAGUGUGGAACGGAUCUUUGUGCAUCCGAAGUAGAACAGCAAUAAUGUUGCUGGAAGGUUAAGUGGAGUUGUCCUGAAAACUGCUAGGUCCUACCCAUUUUCUCUGCUCCUUGGCAGCUUUGACAUUGUAUUACUCUUAUCUUUCAAGAAGCGCAGCUCUGAACAUAUUCAUGCAACCUGGUGUUUUAUGUCCCUCUGGCCAGAUCCUGCCCAGAAAUCAAAUGGACAGCUGGCAUCAACUCUGCAGCAAGCUUAUCUCCCACUCCUGGAUCAUGCUAUCUGCUGCAAUUCAUCCUGUUGGGGCUUGACAGUUAAGGAUAGCAUGGUGUGUGCUGGAUGCCUGAUCACUAGCUUUGUUUCCAGAAGCGGACACAAUAUUUACUCAAAGCUUACUGUGUUUAUUCUUGUCUCAGCUUAUAUUUCCUGGAUGAAUAAUGUUAGUUUGUCAUAG
This is a messenger RNA of Pseudonaja textilis, 528 nucleotides long. Lineage: Eukaryota; Metazoa; Chordata; Lepidosauria; Squamata; Elapidae. The record is from RefSeq and is a predicted model, not a curated record.